Trifolium pratense (red clover) is the source of this 351-nucleotide messenger RNA. RefSeq names its product SKP1-like protein 1B. The record is from RefSeq and is a predicted model, not a curated record. The coding region runs from base 1 to 351 and encodes 116 amino acids. Gene Ontology annotation, molecular function: cullin family protein binding. The transcript has a single exon. NCBI's taxonomy places the organism in Eukaryota, Viridiplantae, Streptophyta, Magnoliopsida, Fabales, Fabaceae. Gene Ontology annotation, biological process: SCF-dependent proteasomal ubiquitin-dependent protein catabolic process. Gene Ontology annotation, cellular component: nucleus; cytoplasm.
AUGUCAAAAACAGUCAAGGAUGCUAUCGAGACAAUUCCUACUGAUGAAAUUAAUAGCAUUUCUCUUUCUUUAGUUAGGAGCGAAAUAUUAACCAAGGUCAUUGAAUACUGCAAGAAGCACAACAGCGCGCAGAUGUCAGAUGUUGAUCUCAUGGAUUGGGAUGUUGAAUUCGCCAAUGUUCAUUAUACAACGCUGUUUGAUCUUGUUUUAUCUGCAAACUACAUGAAUAUCAACUGUCUGUUGGACCUGGUAUGUGGUAAAAUAGCAGACAUGAUAAAAGGAAAGACACCGGGCGAAAUUGCCAAGUUAUUUGACAUUAAAGAUGUCUCUACAUAUGAAGAGGACAACUAG